GAGGCAGAGGCUGAGCUGGCCAAAGAGCCUCCCAUGGAGCGAGAGGCAACCCUGGCUCUGCAUCAGCCAUCACCUUCAGGGUCCGAGCCAGCCUCCCCUCCACCGGCCGCUCCAGAACUGGAACAGGGGCUCCUAUGUUAUCAAGGCUCGCCGGGUCCUGAGGCACAGACAGCUGGGCCAUCGGCUUGCCUGGGAGUUUUCACUCCAGCUGUCCCAGUUGCCACUGAGCCCACUCCAGCCCCAGAGGUGUCCUGCCAACCCAAGAACCAGCUCAAAGAGAAGGAGCCUGACCUCCUGGAGUUCCCUCCCAAGCUGGUGGCAGAGCAGCUCACCUACAUGGAUGUGGAGCUGUUCAAGAAGGUGGUGCCCCAUCAGUGCCUGGGCUCUGUCUGGUCCCCGAGGAACAGGCCUGGCAAAGAGCACCUGGAACCCACAGUCCGGGCCACCAUCACCCAGUUCAAUGCUGUGGCCAGCUGCAUCAUCACCACAUGCCUAGGCAACCCAAGCAUGACAGCCCGGGACAGGGCCAUGGUGGUGGACCACUGGAUCCAGGUGGCCAAGGCCUGUCAGAUCCUGGGGAACUACUCCUCCCUGCAUGCCAUCCUUGCGGCUUUGCAGAAUGUCUCCAUUCACCGCCUGAAGAGGACAUGGGACAACGUUUCCAGGAAGAGCUUCCAAACAUUUGCAAAGCUCUGCCAACAAGACAACCCCCAGGGCAGGAAACUACUCAUCAAGGUAGCAUGGAAGGUGCAGGGCUAGAAGGACAGGAGGGGUGUGAGGAGGCAUGAUCAUGUGUGGAUGAAGGAGGGAAUGGCCUGAAGCAUUCUUCGGGGAGCGGAAGCCUUUGGCAUGAAUGUGCUGACAGCCUGGGCUGAAGAUUCCCCCUGGGGCUGCGACAAGCUGCUGCUGCCCAUCCAGCCUCCCUAGGCUACAUUUCAGGUCACUCUAUGUCCAUCGAGAUGGUCCACAUGGGGGCCCAUAUGAACGCAGACAGCCCAGAGGACAGGCCUCUGCUCACAGAUGGAGUGGGGAUGGGUUGUGGGCCACAAAAAUGAUGAUCGUAAUAGGAUCCUGAGUCCUCAGGAGACCAUAGGAGGUAGGUGGAGUUCUCCCUUCUGCCCAUGAGAAAACAGGCUCAGGGAGGCCAGGCUCCAAGCUCCAGAACCCACAU
This is a messenger RNA of Lutra lutra (Eurasian river otter), 1171 nucleotides long. RefSeq names its product ral guanine nucleotide dissociation stimulator-like. Gene Ontology annotation, biological process: Ras protein signal transduction; positive regulation of GTPase activity. Lineage: Eukaryota; Metazoa; Chordata; Mammalia; Carnivora; Mustelidae. The record is from RefSeq and is a predicted model, not a curated record. Gene Ontology annotation, molecular function: guanyl-nucleotide exchange factor activity. Gene Ontology annotation, cellular component: plasma membrane.